Messenger RNA from Malassezia restricta, 1341 nucleotides. RefSeq names its product ribosome biogenesis protein Sqt1. Bases 1 to 1341 code for a protein of 446 amino acids. Lineage: Eukaryota; Fungi; Basidiomycota; Malasseziomycetes; Malasseziales; Malasseziaceae. Gene Ontology annotation, molecular function: protein binding. The record is from RefSeq and is a predicted model, not a curated record. The transcript has a single exon.
AUGUCGGACGAAUGGAAGGAUGACGCGGAGGCACAGGGUGACCUGCAACUCACGCAGGAGGAUGUGGAUGUGGAUGUAACGGAGGGAGCCGAUGAAAUGCCGAUGGAUGAGGUGGAUGCCGAGCUCGACAACCAGGACGACGAAACGUUCCAGGACGAUUCGAUCGCCGCCUUUUACUCGCACCGCAAGUCUGUGUUCUGCGUGCAGCUGCACCCCAAGUUCCCUACGCCGCCUCUAGCUGUGAGCGGUGGUGAGGAUGAUGCCGCCUGGAUUUGGAACACGAUUGACGGCUCAGAAGUGGCGCAUCUCACUGGACAUACAGACAGUGUCGUGGCUGUGGCGUUCAGUCAUGAUGGCGAGUAUGUGGCUACGGGUGGCCUAGAUGGCCGCGUUCGCGUGUGGCGUCGGCACGGCUCAGGCGAUGCGUGGCAUACGUGGGAGUUUCUGACGAAUUUGGAGGGCCCCUCGGAGGUCGUGUGGCUGACGUGGCAUCCCAGGGGACCUGUGCUAGUCGCCGGUGCGUCAGACACGACGAUUUGGAUGUGGAAGCUGCCCUCGGGUGCGGAAAUGAUGAUAUUCAACGGCCACACAGGCUCGGUAACGUGUGGCCGUUUCACGCCGGAUGGUCGUCGCCUCGUGACGGGCAGUGACGACGGAUCGCUGAUUGUGUGGGAUCCGACGUCGGGCGCGCCGCUAGCCAAACUCAAAGACUCGGACACGCGAUUCGCACUCGAUGGUGGUAUCACAUCUCUGUGUGUGAGUCCAGAUAAUAAGCUGGUCGUCGUGGGCGGGGCAGCCGGUGGCAUUCGCGUCGUGAGCAUCGCUCAGCUCGAUAGUGGAGGCGCCGCCCAACUGGUCAAUGCGCUCGACGCCCACGACUCGGGUGAGAGUGUCGAGACGAUCGAGUUUAUUGAUUUGGUGCCAUCCUCUGCGCAAGGCGCGUCGGUCGGACUCACGUCGCACACAUCCACGCACAUCGUGUCGGCGGGCACGGACGGCCGCGUGAUUGCGUGGGAUCUCAAGGCUGGCAAGGUGCGUGGCGAAGCACGUCAUGAGGCUGCUGUCACCAAGCUGAUCGUUCAUCCAUUCACGCCACUCUUUAGCACGAGCUCCAUGGACCACCGCGUGCGGACGUGGGACGUGCGGACUAUGCAAAACAUCGGCACGCAGCAUGGCUUCACUGACGGCGUGCUGGACUUGGCCGUGGGCGCUGACGACGGCAUCACGCAGGGCGCCGAGUCUGGUGGCAUCGGUGCCUACGUCGACAAGUCUCAGUUCAAGGGCUACAAAUUUGUGGGCGCCGGCGACGAGGGCGUCGCGCUCGUGUUCCGCCUGCUGUAG